AGUUGAGUUCACUUCCAAACAUUAUUUUUCUAUUAUUCCCUUCUUUCCUCUCUUUCUUAUCAAGUUUUCUACCUUUGCCUAUCUUUUUCUAUUUUAUUUUUUAAUUUUCUUGCGCAGUCUAAUAUGGAUCCUUUUGUGGAUGAUGGUUCUGUGGAUGAUAGCGCUGAAUCGCGUUUAACUCAGAAAGAUGCAAACUCUCGAGGUGCAACUAGUCGGGGUAUGCAUGUUAAUAAAAGGUUCACAUUUAAUGAAGUGAAUUCUGUUCGGGCUAGUGGCAGUAAAAUUGUUUGUUGUGACUUCUCCUCUGAUGGAAAACUGCUAGCUAGUGGUGGCCAUGACAAAAAGGCUGUUUUAUGGCAUCCUGAUACCCUAAAGCAAAAAACAGCACUUGAAGAGCACUCGUCACUCAUUACUGAUGUUCGUUUCAGUCCAAGCAUGGCAAGACUUGCCACAUCUUCUUUUGACAAGAGUGUCAGGGUUUGGGAUGCUGACAAUCCGGGCUACUCAUUUCAGACGUUCACUGGGCAUUCUGCUCCUGCAAUGUCACUUGACUUCCAUCCUAAUAAAGAAGAUCUCAUCUGUUCUUGUGAUAGUUAUGGUGAGAUAAGAUACUGGGGUAUAAACAAUGGUAGCUGCACAAGAGUGUUCAAGGUAAAAUUCUUCAUCUACUAUUAUAUGUGCAUUAGCACGGGGGAUUGGGGACUCUGAUGCUUAACUAUAUGAUUUCUCCAUCUCUUCUGAAUGUUAUUUCAUGUCUCGAGUAGGGUGGAGCGGCUCAGGUAAGAUUCCAGCCCUGCAUUGGUAGAUAUCUUGCUGCUGCUGCCGAGAACGUCGUAUCGAUACUUGAUGUGGAGACACAAGCUUGUCGGCAUUCGUUAAAGGGUAACACAAAACGAAUACAUUAUGUCUGCUGGGAUCCCUCUGUCUUUGGAGCUAUGGCACAUGAAUGAGAACAAGACAAUGACCCUCACAGCUCAUGAAGGAUCAAUUGCUUCCUUGGCUGUAUCGUCAGUCGCGGGUUUGGUUGCUUCAGCCAGUCAUGACAAGUUUGUUAAGCUCUGGAAGUAAUAUCUGUCCCAUCCAUGGUUUCUUUUGAAGUCCUAGCUGUAUGUCCACUGUAAUAUCUAUUAUUGUUGUCUGAAGAGAUAUUUGUGUCUGUCUUAUUUAGCAUUAGCUUUUGUAUUCUGUUAUUUUUUUCAUUUGUGCCUGAAAGAACCAUGUAGUGACCCCAUCCCUUGCUCAUCUAGGCUGCUGAGUUUCUGCUAUGUUUUUUUCCUCCACUAGUUGUUAUGUCAAUUGGAAUAAUCAGGUGUAGUUGGUUCAGUCGCUGAUCCAAUACAAGGGUAUUGAAUUUUUUAGUUCUUCA
Lycium ferocissimum is the source of this 1366-nucleotide messenger RNA. RefSeq names its product transcriptional corepressor LEUNIG-like. The record is from RefSeq and is a predicted model, not a curated record. Bases 124 to 708 code for a protein of 194 amino acids. NCBI's taxonomy places the organism in Eukaryota, Viridiplantae, Streptophyta, Magnoliopsida, Solanales, Solanaceae. The transcript has 6 exons. Gene Ontology annotation, molecular function: transcription corepressor activity; protein binding.